Molecule: messenger RNA, 2900 nt
Organism: Epinephelus lanceolatus (giant grouper)
Lineage: Eukaryota; Metazoa; Chordata; Actinopteri; Perciformes; Serranidae
Biological process (GO): positive regulation of transcription elongation by RNA polymerase II
Molecular function (GO): protein binding
Source: RefSeq, a predicted model, not a curated record
GUGGGGGUGAGCAGGCUGCAGAAGAUGUUCUUGCAUAGGUGGGGGCUAAGGGCUUCCAAGACGGGUCAGGGCGGAGGAGCUGCGGGCAGGAAGUUAUACCUGAAGACCAGAGAGCUUCUGAAGACCAACAAGAAGAGAAGAGGGCGCAGCAGUGUGUGGGAGUCCAGCCAGAGUGGAGACAUGCCGCCGUACAGUGGGACAGGAGGAGGUAACACGCAGCAUAAAAGGAGCACAACGCAGCUGUUGAAGCAGGAAGGCCCUCCUGUUGGCAGGGCUCAGAGGGCAAGGGCCAAACCAACAACCUCACAGCCUUUUCCAUCGCCCGCCCUGCUGCCACCUAAAGCCUCUUACGUGCCUCCAGCCUCGUCUCUCCUCCACAUCACCUCCCUCCCUCCUCCAGUUCCUGCUUAUCACGAGGAACACUUUGAACGUCUGUUGGAGGAAAUGAUGAUGGGCCUCGAUAUUUUACCAAACAACAACGGUGCUCCACACUCUCAGCCUCUUCCAAACAGUAGCAGCAGUCAUGCUUACGCCUCCUGUGGCAGUACUUUGGCCCAAAACAAACAACAAGGCCACUCCACUGCAAACUAUGAGAUGCCCGUUCUGCAGCAUCAGGGAGAAGGAGCGCUGAGUGAGAUACUUGAUGACUUCCUCCAGUCCUUUGAGCAGCACAUUGACAGCUGUGCUGCCAGGGAAGAGGUGGAGAUGGGUAGUCGGAGCUGCACAGAGUCUAGCCAGCCUCAUACCGUCCUGAGCAAAGACAGAAAAACCAAGACGCCUCACAACCAUCAUCUACAGAAUAAACACACACCUGGUUCAGUCAGACACUCUCAAAUAACUGAACUGCAAAAGAGUGAUGCAGCUGGAAGACAGCCGGGACAUUCACAGCCACGCAAGGCUUCUGCUCCCAGUGCCACUCUAUCCAAACAUACUGAGGGAUCACCGGGGAAAGUCAAAGCACCGGCCAGACGACGGAGGAGAAGAAAAAAUGAGUAUGCAUUUGGGAUUAAGGUGAAGGUGAGGAAGUCAGAGCCAAGAAGUAAAGCAAACGCGAAAACUGUUGAUGACCAAGUAGACAAGCAGCUGCAGCAGAUGCCUGUGGUGAAACUGGAGAGGAGUGUCUCGCUGCCAGCCAAAGUUGCACUGCAGGAUGGCAGCUGUCUGGAAGUCAAGAUUCCUGCCAAACUAAAGACGACGUCUGAAAAGGAUCAGCCAGUCUCGUGGAGCACAAAGAUUUACCCGAUCAGGAGUAGGUUUAGAGAAGCGCGUAUCAUGGACAGUAUGCCCUUUCUUGAGCCACUUGUAGACAAACAGCCAUCCUCAGCAGGCCCACCAAGCCACACAGGCGGGCCCAAGAAAAAUGGACAGUUCUUCAGUUUAUCAAAUGAUGUGAGCUCAGCACCACCAAUUCAGCCACAGCCUGUGGAGCCCUGUGGCAUGGAUCAACAGCCAGAGAGAAAUAAAGAGAGACAUGAAGAAGAAUUGACUGUCCAGCCACAGGAAGAGGCAGAGAGCCCGAGGGGAGUGAAGAGGAGAGCAGAGUCAGAAGAGGAGAUGAGUGAUAAUUCUACUGUGACCAAGAGGGUUUGCUUUGAGCAAAUGGCACAGCCGACGCCUGAAACACACACACUGAGCUCCUUCUCCGCAGACAUUGUCUGUGAAGUAGCAACCAGAGAAUUGGGGGAGGUUUCCAGUGCAAGAGAUGGUCUACGAAGAGAAAAAGGAGAGGCAGAACCAGUGUGGACUAAAAUCAAACUCACAGAGCAAAGUUUGAUGGAUGAAGAGAUGGAGAGCAGCGGUGUCACAGUGAAGCAUUUUGCUCCACCCUCUUUACAUUCAGAGAAGGAGGUGCGUCUGGGGUCGACAGGAAGCUGGGAAGAGGAGGACGACGAAGACAUUGAUGUCAUUGGCGGUUCCAGCCCCGCCCUUGAUCCAGUGAUCAUCAACUGGACUCAGUCUUCAGAAGGUGAGGAAGAUGAGGACAUUGAUGUUGUUGGUGAUGAGACAGACUACGAGUCAUCGUCGGUCUUCAUUACUGUUGAUUAAGGUGAGCUUGUUGACAGGAAGUAUCAGACUUAGAUGCUCCUACAUUUCCAGUUUUCUUUUAUACUCGUAUUCAGUUUUUGUUUUUUCCGACAUUUCUCAGAAAACAUUUCUGAAUUGAUUUCAUUCAGCUGUAAGUAACAGUGACAGAGAUCGAGACAAACAUGGUUCAGUAGUAAACGUCUUCUGUUUUCAUUUUGUUCACCUCAAUGUGCAAACACACUGACAAUCACGUGAGGGAUUUUUGUUUUCCUAUUCUACCAAAGUUUAGGAAAAGAAAAGUUGUGAGCAACAUAAUUUUGAUUAGAUAGAAAGGAAUGAAAGAAAAGAUGUGCAACAUAAUGCAUAAACAAAAUAACGGGACUGUGCAGUUAAUAUGCAGCUGUUGAGUUUCAGCUCUUGAGUUCAGUAUUCAGACCUAGCCAGUGUCACACCGUCAAAGCUGACUGUGAUCUUUUUUUGGAUGUUGAAGAUAUUUAGCUGUUGAUUUUAUGGAGAGAGUUACAGAUUUGUUACUACUAAGUCCAGUAAUAUGUGAUUAAAAAAUGUUCAGCAUAGUUUGUUUUACCUGUCAAGUGUUGUGAACAACACUAACCGAAACUAACCAAACACUUUAGAAAAAGAUUCAACACAAAAACAAAAUCAGGUUUAAGUACCGUCAAAGUAAUUAAGAGUGUUUUAUUAGUUGUAAAUGUGACUAUGACUGUAUAAGUUGUAAAUAUGAUUGAUAGUGUCAGCCUCUGUUGCGCCACAGUUUGUAAAUGUUCCAGGAAAACUUGUGUCUUCCUUGUUUUACUCUCAGGUUAUGUUUAACAGUGUCGAGGACUCUGGUUUCUACAAUAAAAAUUCUUCUCUAG